AUGAACCCCAAUAAUGGAUACUAUGGGCAGCAGUGGCCUCUGGUGCAGCCGUCGAGCAAUAGACGUUUCUUACCCGUUGCAGGUACAUUCGGAGCUGCUGCACCAACCUUGAUGCAACCACAUGUACAACAUGGCAGGCAACAAUACCCUGUACAAUUCCCGCCAAAUGCAGUAUUUCCUCCUCAGGAAAUAUACCAACACCCACCUCCAUUCCAGCAUCCGCUUCACCAUCAACCGCCAGCCCGGAGUCCUUUCAUACCUCUUAUUCCGCUCAGCGCUGUAGAGGAUCUGGAAGAGGAAGAGCCUCCUCCUUUCACCAGUGGUGGAUUCCAGGACCCGUUCAAUAGAGCCUAUGCUACUAGCGGACCCGCGGUCUUCGAAGGGUUCAUUCCAGCAAAUCCCGGACAAGAGGAUGAUGAUGAGUUUACCAAUGCGACCGGAUUCCGAGAUUCGCGCUACGACCGCGACUUCGAUAGUUCGGAUUCCGAGCAGGAUGAUUGGCGACGUGCCAUGGAGGAAGACGAAGAGCUCGCUCGAUACGAGAACAAGGAUGAUUCAGAGAUCGAUGCAGACUACGAAUCAGAAGAUGCACAAGAAGACGAAGGUGACCCAGAUGAGAUGGAGCUAGGUGUCGAAUUCGAGGAUGUCGAAGAGCGAACGAAAUACAAGAGAGGGAAGAGCAGAAGCAGAGGUGCACUCCAGGCUGCAGUAACCCCUAGUAUCAUACCUGCCAGAGGGCGACGUGGUGGGAAACGAGGUCGGCCUUCGACUCGAGGCCGUGGUGGUCGAGGUGGCAACAAUGGUGCUAGACCAACGCCUAAAAAGAAGCGAGGCAAGCCUGGAAGGGAAAAAGGUCCUAGAGGACCUCGACCUGUUGCCGACCCAGGCGCAGAAUGGAAGUCGUUGCAGCAACAGGCUAACGCAAAGUUCAUCGCAAGAGACUAUGAAGCUGCCCUUGUGUUCGCUCAGCAGGCUAUUCAGUUGAACCCAGAAAUCUUUGAUGCUUACAACAUCGCAUCGGAGAUCUAUACCGAGAUGGGUCGGGAGGAGGACUCACUGGCUGUACUACUGGCUGGUGCGCCAACCAAGCGUGAUCCUGGUCUCUGGCAGUAUAUCAUUGAGCGCAUACAACAGCUCGAUCCUGAAAAGCAUCCACAAUUUACAGAUGAGAACAAGUCGGCUGCCAUUCUUCCGUGUUUGAACGAGAUUAUCUUGCUCAACAACGAUUAUGAAGCUCGUAGUCACAAGCUCGAGAUCGAGGCACAACUAGGUCGUUCGUCCAAAUGCGUAGCGCUCGGUCUGAAGAUGCUCAAAACACGCAAGGAGCAAGGAGAAGACCCUGAUACGAGUGUACUGAAGAUUAUGGCAAUGAUGGGUACUGCCUCUCCGAAACAGACUAGAAUACAUCUCAACAAGCUGCUGAACAGCUUCGAAGAGGCUAUUGAUGUGUUCACACAGCCUGACCGGGAUCCGGUCAACAAUGAACUUGAUUGGGAACUAAUCAAUAUCUAUCUCGACCUUUUGGAUCGAGCGGGUAGCUACGAAGCAGGUGUUGUACGACUGAAGGAGCUUGCCCGGUGGAAGCAGGGUAGGCGUUCUGAGACAUUCUGGGACAAACUCGAAGACGACUGUGAAUUCGACAUCGAAGAUGAGCCGAGACGCGUUACUGUGCCUCCGUUUGUUCGAAAAUCGCAGGAUGCUACAUACGGCUCAACUCUGCCAUUGGAGAUCAGAGUGAAAUUAGGCUUGUUCCGGUUGCGCAGGAGCAAGGACGACUUUGAAGAAGCUAUGCGCCACCUUGAAAUGUUGGAGCCGGACAACCAUGGUCCUGAGGCUCUGAUUUGGGACUACGAAGAUCUAUUCCGUAUAAUUGGCGAUGCUCUUCACGCUACAGGCAACGAUGACCAUGCGCUGCGUUUCUACGAGCCUUUAUUCGACAAGAACUCUAACGAAUUCAACCUGCAAAGCUACAUUGGCCUGCACACAUGCUUCAAGAAUCUAGGGAGGGCUGAGAGGGCGGCAGAGGUCAUUCCGAUCUUGAAGAAGUGGCCGGCAGAGAACUAUGAUGACCUCGCUGUCCUUGCAAAGUUCUUCGAAGAUCAGGGCAUGUGGCAGGAAGCUGGUCAGCGUGCUGAGACUAUCUACCGCGACAAGUACGGCCACAAGCUCAAAAACCUGGGUUUCCAGGCAUAUGAUGAGCUCAGAGUAUACUACUAUAACCAGCGAAGGCAAGCUCGUGGUAGAUAUGGCGUUCGAAAGAGUACGGUUCGGAGGAAUAGGAAGAGGAUGCAAACAGCUACCGGGCAGACCGGUGAAGACGAAGAUUCUGUAGAUGAGAACGGCAACAAGGAACUCCCUCCACUUGUCGCCCCGACCGAACGUCCUAAGAAGGGUUUCUUCCGCACGAAAAGAGCGAAGGCGCCAAAAGUUCAGGCUUUCUUAGCUGUUCGUGAUGAAGAUGCUGAGCAGCUUCCCGAUAUCGAACCGAGACGAACUACACUUGAAGGUACCGACGUGCCGUAUCGAGCGAUCAACAACAGACUGUUUCGUAACAAGCUUCAGAGACUGGCAACAGAUUUUGCCGACGACCUCAAAGCCGCUCGAGCUCAGCAUCGGGAGAUCGUCUCGAGUUUCAAGCGACUAGACGAGAUUUGGGAAGCGGCAGAGGAAAGAGACGAGGUUGCCGUACACGAGGUGUUGUCCAUCACUCGGGAGCUCAUCGAAGAAUUCUCUACGUUCGACUUGUUCUACUCGAACCGAAAGGAAGACCUAAUGACUUACUUCCGACGAGUUACGGGUGGCGAUCUAUGGAAAGAGUCUUCGCUAAUGGUACUUGCUGUAGUAGCGAACAAUGUCGAAGACGGUGAAACAGAUCCUGAGCUGAGAGAGCGACCAGAUUCAGCUCCGGUUGAUUUCUGGGGCAUACACUUCGACAAAUGGUGUGAUGCGUUCGGUCGCUAUGCUAUCCUGCUCGCCAGCGAAGGAGAUGAAGAACAGUGUUUCGCUACACUCGAUAUUGCCACUCAAGCCAACGUCUUCCAUCGCUCCCGAACCUACCACCAACAACUACAAUUGUGUCGCCUUACUUGCGCUCUAGCAGCAGACAAUUCACGUCAGGCAUCUGUAGCGACGCGCUGGCUCCUAAAAGAGUACCCUUUCGGGACAGGCCUCUUCCGUCUUUAUGGUGCCGUUAACCGUCUAUGUUCCUUCCCCGAAGGAUUCGCGACUGGCCCUGCGUACAAAGUGCUUAUGCGCUACAUCAAGACUAUCGACUACGCGCUCCUGACCCCAGCACAGCGCGCCGCGUAUAAUUUCCGCGAUACAAAGAACAGCAAAGGAGGUUUCAGAAACAACAUCAACGUCGAAGAUGUCGACAGAGCCAAAGACCACGAUCCCGCACUCUUCGCGUUGUAUGGACAUGUUUUGAUGUGCGGUGGUAGUUAUGUGGCGGCGCUGAACUAUUACUUCCGUGCCUUUACCAUCUCGCCUGAAGAUCCAGUAUUGAAUCUAAGUAUUGGUGUUGCUUACGUUCAACACGCCAUGAAACGGCUCUCCGAAAACCGGCAAUACCAGAUUCAACAGGGUCUGUCGUUUGUGUACAGAUACUAUGAUCUCCGCAGCAAGAGCCCGCAUGCAAUCCAUCGGCAAGAAGCGGAGUACAACGUGGGAAGGAUGUGGCAUGGGCUGGGUCUUGUCGCGCUAGCGCUUCCAGCGUAUGAAAGGUGCUGUGCGCUUAGUGAUGACGUUAAACAGGAGGCAGGAGAUCGGUGCCAGGACGGCAAUUGGGGGUACGAGGAUUUCAGCACGGAUGCGGCGUUUGCAAUGCAGAGCAUCUAUGCCAUCAGCGGUAAUUUUGAGGGCGCUCUGGAUGUUACAGAGAAGUUGCUCGUCAUUGAGUAA
Alternaria postmessia is the source of this 3900-nucleotide messenger RNA. RefSeq lists its product as uncharacterized. The record is from RefSeq and is a predicted model, not a curated record. Bases 1 to 3900 code for a protein of 1299 amino acids. Gene Ontology annotation, cellular component: transcription factor TFIIIC complex. Gene Ontology annotation, biological process: transcription by RNA polymerase III. The transcript is spliced from 2 exons. Gene Ontology annotation, molecular function: protein binding. Lineage: Eukaryota; Fungi; Ascomycota; Dothideomycetes; Pleosporales; Pleosporaceae.